Molecule: messenger RNA, 2931 nt
Organism: Lottia gigantea (owl limpet)
Lineage: Eukaryota; Metazoa; Mollusca; Gastropoda; Lottiidae
Exons: 13
Coding region: 54-1265 (403 amino acids)
Biological process (GO): retrograde axonal transport of mitochondrion
Source: RefSeq, a predicted model, not a curated record
ACUUCUGAAAUCAAUAUUAAUUUUAUAAGCGAAAAGAGUUAAAUAACAUCAGAAUGCCUCUUUAUGAAGGCUUAGCUUACAAUACAGACAAGACUGUGGUUGUGUUAGAUAUCGGGAGAGCCUAUACCAAAUGUGGAAUAGCUGCUGAUGCUGCACCAAGAUGUAUUAUACCUAGUGUUGUUGUUAAUCCUACCACAGGAAAGCAAAGCAAGCUAUGGAGUUUUUCUAAUACAGAAGAACUUUAUGAUAAUUUAAAAGAUUUUCUUUUUAAACUCUACUUUAGGAGAUUAUUAGUCAACCCUAAAGAUAGACCAGUCGUUGUUGUUGAAUCUCUAUUAUGUCCAACAGCCUUUAAAGAAACAUUGGCUAAAGUUCUGUAUAAACAUUAUGAGGUGAGCUGUGUAUUAUUUGCACCAUGUCAUAUGUUAUCAUUAUUAACGAUAGGAGGUAAUAUUGGUUUAGCUAUUGAUGUUGGUUAUGAAGAAACUGUAGUUAUACCUGUAUAUGAAGGUAUACCUGUUUUAAAGGCUUGGCAAGCAUUACCAUUAGGAGGUAGCGCUAUUCACAAUCGUAUGCAAGCUCAGUUAUUAGAACAUGGUACUAUUAAAGGUGAUGAUGGUCAGAGUAAACCAGUUGCUUCUAAUCCAGAAAUACUAACAGAAGAUGUUUUAGAAGACAUUAAAGUACGUUGUUGUUUUGUUACUAAUACUAAAAGAGCUAGUCUAAUACAAGAUGUCACUGUUUAUGGUGGAGAUGUCAAUAAGUUACCAGCUCCCCCACCUGGAGUAGAUUAUCCUAUUGGUGGAUCUAGUUUACUUCAUGUUAGUGGUAAAAUUAGAGAGCAUUCAGCUGAAGUACUAUUUGAACAUGACAAUGAUGAAAGAUCCAUUAUAACUAUCAUUCUUGAUUCUCUUAUAGAGUGUCCUGUUGAUACACGUAAACAGUUAGCUGAGAAUGUUAUUAUAAUGGGUGGGACAGCUAUGAUGCCAGGCUUUCAUCAUAGAUUAAAAACAGAGCUGUAUGAACAUCUUAAACUACCCAAAUAUCAACAGGAAUAUGGUAUAAAACAGUUUAGAUUCCAUCAACCACCAGCUAAAGAGAACUUCACAGCUUGGCUUGGAGGCUCUAUGAUAGGAGCUUUAGAAACAUUAUCCAGUCGCUCCUUAUCAAGAGAAGCUUAUUUACAAAGUGGUAAAGUACCGGAUUGGUGCGUUGGUGUAUCAAAUGCUGAUUUAGAAAUCAAGUCUCCAACCAAGAAAACUUGAACAUUUCAAGAAAAUUUAUUAACAUUUUAUUUAAUUUUGUGCUUCAGAGGGAACUAGGUGCUUUAAGUAUAUUAUCAACUCCUAUUCUUGACUAUUUAGAUCUAUUUUGCAUUCUGACUAUAGACAACUGCUAUAGUACCAAGUUUAGUUCUCCAUAGCUUUAAGCAUCCAUUGAAGUCUUUUCAGGUCAAGCAUUGAGCAGGGACAAACUGCUUUGCCAGAAGUGAAAUUUGGCAUUUUUUUUAUUGUCAAAAUCAUGUAACAAAAAACAAGAUUACAGAUUAAAUUGGCCAAGUAAUUUUAAGUAAAUUGGCUGUCAACUGUCUAGAAAGCUAUUCAGACUUAGUUCUAGGUUACAUUGAUGCUUUUCACAUGGACUUUCAAAACUAGAAGUUUGAAGUAUAUUUUUAUUGCCUUCAUUAUUUUAAGGAAAUAGUUGGCCUUUUCUUUUUCAAUUAUUACUGUAUUCAUAUUGUGCAAUUACUUAAGGCUAACAGUGAGUUCUUUUUAUUUCAAUGUAAACAUAUUUGUUUCAUCAAAUGUUGAUAUGUGCUACCAUUUGCAUUUUGCUUUUUAUACGCCCACAUCUCUCUAUGUGGACGUAUAUUGUCGGCACCCCUGUCCGUCCAUCAACAUUUGCUUGUAAACGCUCUAAAAACUAGAUUUUUUGAUGGAAUCAAAGGAAAUUUGGUAUGUGUAUACAUAUUCAUAAAACAAAGAUCAAGUUCGAAUUUGAGCUAUUUUCGGCCGUUAGAAGCAGAGUUAUUGCCCUUGCCCAAAAUAUUGAAUAUUUACCAUCCGCAUGACGUUGUGGGCGUAUAUGGCUGUGGUCCACUUUCUUUUACCAUCAAUUCCCAAAGGUAUGUUGUUGUCUUAUUUUACAUGUUCUCAACCUUGUUACAAUAAUAGAGCUCAAUUUAAGCUCAAAUGAAUUUGCAUCACCUGUUCUGGGUCAACCACAAAAUAUUGCUCACAUAUCCAUCUGAAAAUAAGGUUGUUCUUCAGAAAGUCAGAUAUGGGCCCUGAUGGGCUCAAAUUUCUAGAACUUUAUGAUUAAGCCAGUUUAUUUUGUUAUUAUUUCAAUAUAUAAGUUUUUUUGAAACAUAACAAUUGCUAAUAGAGAAAUAGAAAUGAAUAACUACAUACUAGAUUUGCAUAAUGCUUUGCAUCCACACUAAAUAGUCCUACUACAUUUAAAGUUUAUCUUAAUAUUUUACAAAUAAAGAAUCACAGCUUUUUAAUUAUAGUACAAAAAAAAUUAGAUUUUGAAAACACAUGUACUUGUUUCCAGCUCUCCAGAAAGUAAGUUGGAAAUAUUUAUUGAAUUCUGAACACUGCCCUAGAGAAUUAACCAUUGACCUGCAUAAUGAAGAGUUGACUCCAAUAAUGAGGUGCUGACUCCCAUAAUGAAGUGAUCACUCCCAUAAUGAAGUCUUGACUCCAGUAAUGAAGUGAUCACUCCCAUAAUGAAGUCUUGACUCCAGUAAUGAAGUGAUGACUCCAAUAAUGAAGAUAGUUGACUCCAAAAUUGAAAAGUGCUGUCUCUAAAAUGAAGCGCUGACUUCCAUAAUGAAGUGCUGACUCCAUAAUGAAGCAUUGAUCACUAUAAAGUCAUCCAAAUAAAGUAAUAAUAUAGGGAAUGAAUGCUGUAUGAUUGUGGUUUCUU